This is a messenger RNA of Pseudopodoces humilis (Tibetan ground-tit), 7529 nucleotides long. NCBI's taxonomy places the organism in Eukaryota, Metazoa, Chordata, Aves, Passeriformes, Paridae. The record is from RefSeq and is a predicted model, not a curated record.
AUGGCGGCCGAGCUGGACAACCUGGACCCAGCCCCUCCCCCCAACAACAACAACGGCCCCUGGGACCCCCCGGACCCCCGAGCUUGGGGGGACCCCAAAAUCUUCGAGUGCUCGCGGAUCAAAGCCUUGGCUGACGAGCGGGACGCGGUGCAGAAGAAGACCUUCACCAAGUGGGUGAACGCUCACCUGGCGCGCGCCGCCUGCCGCGUCGGGGACCUGUACUCGGACCUGCGCGACGGCUUCGUGCUCACGCGGCUGCUGGAGGUGCUCUCGGGGGAGACGCUGCCCAAGCCGACGCGGGGCCGGAUGCGGAUCCACUCCCUGGAGAACGUGGACAAGGCCCUGCAGUUCCUCAAGGAGCAGCGCGUCCACCUGGAGAACGUCGGCUCCCACGACAUCGUGGAUGGCAACCACCGCCUGACCCUCGGCCUCAUCUGGACCAUCAUCCUCCGCUUCCAGAUCCAGGUGAUCAAGAUCAAGACCGAGGACAACCGGGAGACGCGCUCGGCCAAGGACGCGCUGCUGCUCUGGUGCCAGAUGAAGACGGCGGGCUACCCUGAGGUCAACAUCCAGAACUUCACCACCAGCUGGAGGGACGGCCUGGCCUUCAACGCCCUCAUCCACAGGCACCGGCCGGAUCUCAUCGACUUCCACAAGCUGACCAAGUCCAACGCCACCUACAACCUCCAGCAGGCCUUCAACACGGCCGAGCAGCACCUGGGGCUCAGCAAGCUGCUGGACCCCGAGGAUGUCAACAUGGAGGACCCCGAUGAGAAGUCCAUCAUCACCUACGUGGUGUCCUUCUACCACUACUUCUCCAAGAUGAAGGCGCUGGCGGUGGAGGGGAAGCGCAUCGGGAAGGUGCUGGACCAGGUGAUGGAGAUCGCGGCCAUCACGGCGCGCUACGAGGCCUUGGCGGCCGAGCUGCUGGCCUGGAUCCACCACACCAUCACCAUCAUCACCAACCAGAAGUUCGCCAAUUCCCUGACUGGUGUCCAGCAGCAGCUCCAGGCCUUCACCGCCUUCUGCACCCUGGAGAAACCUGUCAAGUUCCAGGAGAAGGGGAACCUCGAGGUGCUGCUCUUCACCAUCCAGAGCAAACUCCGGGCCACCAACCGCAAGCUCUACGUGCCCAGCGAGGGCAAGAGCAUCUCCGACAUCAACAAGGCCUGGACCUGCCUGGAGAAGGCGGAGCACGAGCGGGAGGCGGCCUUGAGGAACGAGCUGAUCCGGCAGGAGAAGCUGGAGCUGCUGGCCCAGCGCUUCGACCACAAGGCCAUCAUGAGGGAGACGUGGCUCAACGAGAACCAGCGCCUGGUCUCGCAGGACAACUUUGGCUACGACCUGCCGGCGGUGGAGGCGGCCAUGAAGAAGCACGAGGCCAUCGAGGCCGACAUCUCCUCGUACCAGGAGCGCAUCCAGGUGGUGGUGGAGCUGGCCCUGGAGAUGGAGUCCGAGGGCUACUACGACACGCGGCGCAUCGGCGCGCAGAAGGACAACAUCCUGCGCCAGUGGGCACUCCUGACCGAGCUGGUCCGCGCCCGCCGUGCCCGCCUCGAGCAGAACCUGGCGCUCCAGAAGAUCUUCCAGGAGAUGGUCUACAUGAUCGACUGGAUGGAGGAGAUGCAGGUUCUUCUGGUCUCCAAGGAUUUGGGGAAGCAUCUGCUGGAGGUUGAGGACCUCCUGCAGAAGCACGGGCUGCUGGAGGCCGACAUCUCGGCCCAGACCGAGCGCGUCCAGGCCCUCAACGCCGCCGCGCUCAAGUUCUCGGAGCUGGAGGGCUACCAACCCUGCGACCCCCAGAUCAUCUGCAACCGCGUCAACCACGUCCAGACGUGCCUGGAGGAGCUGGAGGAGCUGGCGGCCAAGAGGAGGAAGGAGCUGGAGGACUCCCGCCAGCUCUGGACCUUCUUCCAGGAGAUGGAGGAGGCCGAGGCCUGGAUCCGCGAGAAGGAGAAGAUCCUGGCCGCCAAGACCUGCGGCCGCGACCUCAGCAGCGUCAUGACGUUGACCAACAAACACAAGACCAUGCUGGGCGAGCUGGGCAACCGCCGGGCACUGCUGCACCAGACCAUGAAGAAAGGCGAGAAGAUCCUGGCCAAGAAGUCCUUCAGCUCCGUGGGCAUCCAGGAGAAGAUGCGAGAAGUCUGCCUGCGGUGGAAGAAGCUGGAGGAGGUCACGGGGCUCCACCAGCAGCGCUUGGAGGACGCCCUGAACUUCUUCCAGUUCAGUGCCGAGACGGACGACCUGGUGGCCUGGCUGCAGGACACGUACCGCAUCGUGUCCAGCGACGACUUCGGCCACGACGACUACUCCAGCCAGGCCCUCCUGCGCAAGCACCGCGCCGUGGUGGACGAGGUGGAGAAGCACCGCGCCGCCGUCCUGUCCCUCCGCAAGCAGCUGGCUCUCCUGGCCCCCGACCACCGGCAAGGCGUGGACAUCCAGAUCCGCGUGGUGGAGGUGGAGCAGCUCUACGGGGAGGUGGCCGAGGUGGCCGUGCUGAGGACGCAGUGGCUGCAGGACGCCUUGGCCGUUUACCGCAUGUUCAGCGAGGUCCACGCCUGCGAGGUGUGGGUGGACGAGAAGGAGCAGUGGUUGGAGAAGAUGGAGGUGCCCGAAGAGCUGGAUGAGGUCGAGGUGGUCCAGCACAGGUUCGAGAGCCUGGACCAGGAGAUGAACAGUGUCAUGGGGAGAAUCCUGGACGUCAACCAGGUGGUGCAGCAGCUGGUGGACGGUGGCCACCCCAGCUCAGACGAGGUCCGGUCCUGCCAGGACCACCUCAACAGCCGCUGGAACCGGGUGGUGGAGCUGGUGGAGAACAAGAAGAGCCAGCUCAGCUCGGUGCUGAAGAUCCAGAACUUCCUCCUGGAGUGCAGCGAGAUGAAGGCGCAGGUGCGGGAGAAGAGAAAAGCCAUCGAGGCCACCCAGUCCGGUGGCAGCGACCUGGGCGGGGUCCUGGCCCUGCAGCGCCGCCUGUCCACCAUGGAGGCCGCCCUGGUGGUCCUGGAACCGCGGCUGGUGGAGCUCCAGCAGGAGGGCGAGGCCUUGGCCGCCGCCCACCCCGACCGCGCCCUGGAGAUCCUGCUGCCCUUCGAGGAGAUCAGCGAGGAGUGGGACAACCUCAAGCGAGCCCUCCAAGGUUGCGAGGACACCCUGACCAUCGCCGGCCGUCUCCAGCAGUUCAUCCAGGACCUGGACAACUUCUUGGGGUGGUUGGUGAAGACCCAAGCGGCCGUGGGCUCCGAGGAGGUCCCUGACAGCUUGGCCGAGGCCGAGCGGCUGCUGAACGUCCACGUGGCCCUCAAGGAGGAGAUCAACGGCUACGAGGAGGACUACGCCAAGAUCCAGGCGGCCAGCGAGCUGCUGGCCCUGGAGGAGAUGGAGGUGCCCUACCUGUCCCUCCAGCAGUGGCUGCAGAAGCUGGACGCGGGCUGGGGGAAGCUCCUGCAGAGCUGGGAGAUGAGGAGGGAGGUCCUGGUGCAGUCCCACAUCUUCCACCUCUUCCUGCGCGACGUCCAGCAGUGCCAGAACAGCCUCUACAACCAGGAGACCACCCUGGCCCACGCCGAGCUGCCGGACACGGUGGAAGGGGUGACCAAGGCGCUGAAGAAGCACAAGGACUUCACCACCACGCUGGAGCUGAACCUGCAGAAGGUCCAGCUGGUCCUGCAGGCCGGCGAGAGCCUCCGGCGCCAGCGCAACCUCCACAGCGACCGCGUGGCUGAGGCCAUGGAGGGGCUCCGGGCCAAGAGCCAACGCAACCAUCAGCUGGCCCAGGAGUGGACGCGGCGGCUCCAGGACCACCUCGAGCUCCAGAGGUUCCUCCAGGACUGCCGCGAGUUGGAUGGGUGGAUCCGAGAGAAGGCGCUGAUGGCCGGGGACCCCUCGCGGGACCCCCCCCCCCGGGACCCCCCCCAGCCGGGGCUGCCCGGGAGGAGCUGCACCAACAUCUCCCCAACCCUUGGUGAUGAAUUUAGGGGUCCCACGGAGGGUGAGGAGCUGGUGCAGGCCAAGCCGGAGCUGAGCGGGGCGGUGCGGCGGCAGCUGGAGGAGCUGAGGAGAUGCUGGCAGGAGCUGGAGACCACGAGCCAGGCCCGGAGCCGGCGCCUGGCCGAGGCCGCGGCCGCCGAGCGCCUGGCGCGGAGCUACGCCGACAUGGAGGCGCGGCUGGGCCGGCUGGAGGAGCAGCUGGAGAGCGUCGGCAGCGGGGCCGACCUGCGCAGCGUCAGCCGCCAGCUCAAGAGGCUGCAGACGAUGGAGUCGCAGGUGGAGGAGUGGUACAAGGAGGUGGGCGAGCUGCAGGCGCAGGCGGCGGCGCUGCCGGCGCAGGCGGCCGGGCGGGACGCGGUGGGCGAGCGGCAGAGCGCGGUGGGGACGCGCAUCGUGCGCCUCAUCGAGCCCCUCAAGGAGCGCAGGAGGAUCCUGCUGGCCUCCAAGGAGGUCCAUCAGGUCAGCCAUGAGCUGGAGGACGAGGUGAUGUGGGUCCAGGACCGCCUGCCCUUGGCCCUGCUGAAGGACCACGGCACCAACCUCCAGACCGUCCAACAAUUCAUCAAGAAGAACCAGAACCUGCGCCGGGAGAUCCAGGUGCACCGGCCCCGCGUGGACGAGGUGCUGGAGCGCGCUGCCGCCGUGGCCUCCAUCAAGAGCCCCGAGGCCGAGGGCGUGCGGUGCCUCCUGGAGCGGCUGGGGACGAUGUGGGCGGAGCUGCAGGAGCAGACGGAGCGCCGGCAGCAGACCCUGGAUGCCACCUACCAGCUGGAGCAGUACUACUUCGACGUGGCCGAGGUGGAGUCGUGGCUGGGAGAACAAGAGCUGCUCCUGAUGAACGAGGAGAAGGGGAAGGACGAGCAGAGCACUCUCCAGCUCCUCAAGAAGCACCUCCUCACCGAGCAAACCAUCGAGAACUACGAGGAGACCAUCGCCCAACUCUCCCGCCAGUGCCGCGCCCUCCUGGAGCUCGGCCACCCCCAGAGCGAACAGGUCAGCAGGCGGCAGUCGCAGGUUGACCGGCUGUACGUGUCUCUGAAGGACCUGGUGGAGGAGCGCAAGGUCAAGCUGGAGCAGCAGUACUGGCUCUACCAGCUCAACCGCGAGGUGGACGAGCUGGAGCACUGGAUCGCCGAGAAGGAGGUGGUGGCCGGCUCGCCCGAGCUGGGGCAGGACUUCGAGCACGUCACGCUGCUGCAGGAGAAGUUCCUGGAGUUUGCCAGCGAGACGGGCAGCGUGGGACAGGAGCGCAUCGCCGCCGUCAACCAGAUGGUGGACGAGCUCAUCGACUACGGCCACACCGACGCCGCCACCAUCGCCGAGUGGAAGGACGGCGUCAACGAGGCGUGGGCCGACCUCCUGGAGCUGAUGGAGACGCGCGCCCAGAUGUUGGCGGCGUCCCACGAGCUGCACAAGUUCUUCAACGACUGCAAGGAGGUCCUGGGGCAGAUCGAGGAGAAGCGGCAGCGGCUGCCGGAGCUGGCGGCGCGGGAGGGCAGGACCUCGGCCGGCGCCCUGCAGAGGGCCUUGGGCGCCUUCGAGCACGACGUGGAGGUGCUGGUGACGCAGGUGCGGCAGCUGCAGGAGGGCGCGGCGCAGCUGCGGACGCUCUAUGCCGGGGACAACGCCGAGGCCAUCGCCGGGCGCGAGCAGGAGGUGCUGCGGGCGUGGAAGGAGCUGCUGGCGGCGUGUGAGGAGUGCCGGCUGCACGUGGCCAGCGUGGCCGACAAGAUCCGCUUCGUGGGCACCGUCAGGGAUCUGCUGGCCUGGAUGGAUGGGGUGCUCCACCAGAUGGGCGCCGGGGAGAAGCCCAGGGACGUGUCCUCAGUGGAGCUGCUGAUGAACGACCACCAAAGCCUCAAGACUGAGAUGGAGGCCCGGGCCAAGAACGUGGCCACCUGCCUGGAGCUGGGCAAGACCCUCAUCCUCGGCAAGAGCCCGGCGGCCGACGAGAUCAAAUCCCACAUGGAGAAGCUCCUGGCAAAGAAGAAGGAGAUGACGGAGAAGUGGGACAAGCACUGGGAGUGGCUGCAGCAGAUGCGCGAGGUGCACCAGUUUGCGCAGGAGGCCGUGGUGGCCGACGCGUGGCUGACGGCCCAGGAGCCGCUGCUGAAGAGCCAGGAGCUGGGCAGCAGCGUGGACGAGGUGGAGCAGCUGAUCCGGCGGCACGAGGCCUUCCGGAAGGCAGCGGCUGCCUGGGAGGAGAGGUUCAGCUCCCUGCGGCGCCUCACCACGAUCGAGAAGCUCAAGGCCGAGCAGAACAAGCAGCCGCCGACGCCGCUCCUGACCCGCAAGUUUUUGGGGGAAGCCCCGGGAGGUCCGGACCCUCGCCGGCCGGAGCCGCGCGUGGCCUACGUUCGGCACGAGCUGCGGCCGGAGCGCCUCCAGCCCAAGCUUGACCGUGUCCAGGCGCCGGCCGCCGAUGGAGGAACCCCCGAGCCACCCCCGGCCACCGCCGCCGUCACUGCGGCCACCCCCGCGGAGCCCCCCGUGGCCCCCAAGGCCGAGGAGCCCGGCGAGGUCCGGCCAGGGCCACCGGAGCGGCGCCGGGAGCGCCGGGAGCGCCGGCUGGAGCGGCAGGAGUCCAGCGAGCCGGAGCCACCACGGCACGACGGGAAGGGCGGCGGCAAAGCCACCCUGGCCGACAUCGUGGAGCAGCUGCAGGAGAAGGAGGCGGGCGGCCCCAUCCCUGGGUGUCCCCUCAAUGUCCCCUCCUGUCCCCAGCCCCGUGACCGCGACUCCCCCGCCCGUCUCCCUGCUGGCCCCGAGGCCCUCCCGGAGAGGACCCCGAGGCCGGAGCGUCCCCGUGCCCGGGACCGGCCGAAGCCGCGGCGCCGACCGCGCCCCAAGGACUCGGGGCAGGGCCCGGGGGAGCCGCGGCGCUCGCGGUCGGCGCCGGCGCAGGGCAGCGCUCCCCCGCCGCCGCCGCCACCUGCACACACGGUGACGCACGAGGGGUUCCUGCUGCGCAAGCACGAACUCGACGGCGCUGGCAAGAAGGCGUCCAACAGGUCUUGGGUCAACCUCUACUGCGUCCUGGCCAAGGGUGACCUGGGCUUCUACAAGGACGCCAAAGGCCCCGCGGCCGGGGCCACCCACGGCGGGGAGCCCCUGCUGAGCCUGCACCGCGCCACCAGCGAGGUGGCCAACGACUACAAGAAGAAGAAGAACGUCUUCAAGCUCAAGACGGGCGAUGGGAGCGAGUUCCUGCUGCAGGCCAAGGACGAGGAGGAGAUGCAGGGCUGGCUGCGGGCGCUGGCGGCCAGCGCGCAGGAACACGCCGAGCUGGCCCGCUGGCACCAGGGUCUCCUCACCACCUCCUCCACCGACGAGGGGCUCCCCCGGCGCGACCCCGACCGGCCCCGGCGGAAGUGACCCCCCAGAACCCUGACUUUGGGCUCCUGGCCCCCACAAAACCCAAAUUUGGGGGUCCUGCCCCACGCCCGAGCCCCAGUUUUGGGGUCCCGAGUCCCGGUUUACGGGUCCCAGCCCCCCCCCAAAACCUCAAUUUUGGGGUUCUGGCUCCCCCAAAACCCUGA